AUGCCUUUGCAUCUAGCAAUAAUGUGCGGCACCCCCGAAAUUGUACAAUGCCUCGUCAACCGCGGGGCCCGGCUUGUGAGCCGCGUCGCUGACGGAUUCACCUCCCUUCAUCUUGCUGCCGCUCGUGGGGAUGUGAGAAUCUUGCGAGCCAUUCUUCGGAAAAAAACUGCUGGACAUAAUAUCGAAUCAGAUGGCGACGACGAUGAGGAAGGUGAAGGAGAGUUUGACGACAUUUCAAUUGUGAGAACCGGCCCACAGUCCCCCUACGCCGCCACUCAAGGGUCAAUGGUCAUUGUUACCGACCCCUCAAAGGUCACCAUGGAAGAACAGAACGACGAGGAAGACGAGCCUAAUUUUUACGAUAACCUUGGCGUUAUUUCGUGGGAUAUCCCACUUAGUCCGCUUCAUGUGGCUAUUCUAAAUGGCCAUGUCGAUAUUGUCAACUGCCUUGCCACGGAAUUUGGUGUUGAUGUAAACCAGCCGUUUGUGAAGAAGGAGUACAGUCAAUCUCAUGUGCUCUUUUCCAUGCUCCUUGCAAUGCACCACCCUUUCGAGAUAUCCAAGGCUUUAUUACAGACCCUCCUAGAGCUGGGCGCUUCUUCCACACAAGCCGAUAUGCAACAUCUGACAGCGUUUUAUUCUCUUGUAAUGGUUGGAGAAUCUCGUCUUCUUGACGCGAUUUUCAAAUUCGACGGACCUGCUUCCCACCUUGCAAUAAAUCACCCAACUGUCACUACUGAUUGGCGACCUCGAGCUGUACUACCUUUAACGACAGCGGUUAGGCACAAGGGCAUUGCUAUGAUUGAAAAAUCAUUGGACAACGGCGGCACUCUAUCAGUGCCCACUGAAUGUCACCGACGUUUUUGGGCUCGCCAGGGAAAGAUGACGAAGAUUGAGGCUUGUAUGGUUCAACUGAUUGUUAAAGCAGCUGAAUUUUCAACACCUGUGGUGGUCAGAAAGCUCUUGGAUGCCGGGGCUGAUCCUAACACAAUGACGAUAGAUGCGUACGCAUUACUUGAUUCGGAUUUUGGUAGCUCUAACAAUGGUCGGACUGUUCUUGAUGUUAUUGGCGCGCGAAAGGAUUUUUUGAAGUCAUUGAUUCAGCAUCGCAGUAAACCCAUCACUUCUCUGAAUGCAGAGCUCAAAUCGGACGCAGUUUAUUUGGAUGGUCUGAUGGAAGGGACAUUUGAAUAUUCCUUUGUCCAGAAGGAUCUCGCCAUGGCCAAAAUUGCAGUUGAGGUAAUCGAAAAUGAGUUGAACAGCAAAAGAUUUACAGAAGCCCAACAACAAGAGAAGCAGAAUGCCGACGGGAUCAAACAUGAAAUUGAGGCUCUAGAGAAAGUCGAACAAGCCUUGAAAGCAAAAGGUGGCAAAAUCUUUGCAGAAUUGCACCCUACACAUGAUGGCAAUGCUCAUGUUCAACAUGGGAGGGACAGAAUGCCAUUAGUUCUUGAUGACACAACAUUGAAGAAGUUUGAAAUCAAUUAUACAUUUACAGAUCAAGAUGUUGGAGAUCUGGAUAUGAAACAGUAUCUUCCACUGUUCCAAGCCGCAUGGGAUGGUGAUCUUGUGAGAGUCAAGCAACUUACCACUGAGCCACAGGCUCUGAAUAAAUCAUCAUCAUCGCUUCAGCUUACAGCAAUGCACAAAGUGCGGCUCUUUGACCCAUUCACUAUUGCUGUGGCUCAGGGCCACUUCAAGCUGGCUAGGGCAAUUCUUCAAGAUGUUGAGGCUCAACAAGUCCAAGCAGAUACCAAAAAGACAAGCUGUAAAGUAUAUAAAGUUGUUGUUGACUCUAAUGUUAAUGAUUACAGUUCCAGCGGCGAAACUGAUGAUGACUCAGAUAAUGAUGGAGUAGGUGUGCAUUUCAACAUUGUUAAUGACCAGCAAACCAUUGAUGAUGUUUGA
Molecule: messenger RNA, 1908 nt
Organism: Paracoccidioides brasiliensis Pb18
Exons: 3
Coding region: 1-1908 (635 amino acids)
Cellular component (GO): cytoplasm
Molecular function (GO): protein binding
Source: RefSeq, a predicted model, not a curated record